This is a messenger RNA of Tauraco erythrolophus (red-crested turaco), 1953 nucleotides long. The record is from RefSeq and is a predicted model, not a curated record. Lineage: Eukaryota; Metazoa; Chordata; Aves; Musophagiformes; Musophagidae.
CUGGCCGCUGACGCCCCUCCGCCCUCUCCGCCGUCUCCCCGGGCAGGUGCCGUCAAACCGCGGGUGAGCUGCAGCAGAGAGCUGGAACUGAAGAGCACCUUACGGGAGCUGGUCAUCUACAUCGUCUUCCUGACAGACCUCUGUAUCCUGGCCUUCAGCAUGGUGAGCACUGACAUGUAUUACCUGAACGAAGUCAUGUCCCGUGUCUUCCUGGAGCCCUCCUCUGAGGAUGACGGGAGUGGUUUCCGGAGUAUUAGGAGCAGAGCUGAUUUCUGGAGGUUUGCAGAGGGACCCCUGUUGGAUGGACUCUACUGGGAAAAAUGGUACAACAACAAGACGUCAACCCUCCAGAACAACAACAGCCAUAUUUACUAUGAGAACUUGCUGUUAGGAGUAGCCCAGAUUCGCCAGCUGAAAGUACGCAACAACACUUGCUCCGUCCACCCAUAUUUCCAUGCUGUUUUAGAAGGCUGUUACAGUGAAUAUCAUUACCGAGCUGAGGACAGGUCUGACUUUGGCCUAAGGAACGAAUCCGAAUGGAAAUACACCUCAGCCUCCUCGUUAUCCCCAUGGUACUGGGGAUCUAUGGGUUUGUACAGCAGCGGAGGAUUUAUGUUCACCUUACCUAAAUCGAAGCAGGAGAGCGUGGAGAAGUUGGUGUUUCUCAGGCAGAACAGCUGGCUCACUAGAGGAACCAGGGCUGUAUUUAUCGACUUCUCAACAUACAAUGCCAACAUAAACCUCUUCUGUAUAAUCAGGUUGGUGGUAGAGUUCCCUGCCACCGGGGGUGCUCUCACCUCCUCACAAAUCUGCUCUGUGAAGCUCCUCAGAUACAUCACGUAUUAUGAUUACUUCCUGGCCUUUUGCGAAAUCACCUUUUGCCUCUUUAUCAUCACAUUCAUAAUCCAGGAAACUUUACAAAUAGCAAAACUGAAAAAGGAAUAUUUCAGAAGAGCCUGGAACUGGCUGGAUUUGCUGCUGCUGGUGGUAUCCAUCCUUGCCAUUGCCUUCAACAUCUACCGCACUGUAAAAGUGUCUCUGCUAAUGGAAAAGCUGCUGUCUGAUGCCCAUGUAUAUCCAGACUUCUAUUUCCUUGCAUUCUGGCAAGUCCUUUACAACAACAUGAUUGCUGUCAACAUCUUCUUUGCUUGGAUAAAGAUAUUUAAAUACAUACGCUUUAACAAAACCAUGGCGCAGCUCUCCUCCACUUUAUCUCGCUGUGCCAAAGACAUCAUUGGAUUUGCCGUCAUGUUCUUCAUCGUUUUCUUUGCCUAUGCCCAGUUAGGCUAUCUGGUCUUCGGGUCGCAAGUUGAAGAGUUCUCCACUUUCCAAAACUGCAUUUUUACACAGUUCCGUAUUGUGCUGGGAGAUUUCAAUUUUGAAAGCUUAGAAGCAGCAGACAGAAUACUUGGACCUAUUUACUUCAUCACAUUUGUAUUCUUUGUCUUCUUCGUGUUGCUGAACAUGUUUUUGGCUAUUAUAAACGACACCUAUUCCGAAGUCAAAGCAGACUUUGAAGUGAUACCCAGUCAAGAACUUCAGAUCAGAAACCUCUUUAGACAGAGCUGCAAUAAGGCCCUCGUCAAGCUGAAGUUGAAGAAACCAGAGACGGAUACAAAUCCAGAGGACGAGAACUUGGAAAGCGAGGAAUUUUCAGCCACUAAAAGAGAGGAUAUUUCUCAGCUUUCCGAUGGAGAAAGUGCUAAUGAAAAGAGCCAUCUGAAGUUAUCAAAGCUACCAAAAGGAAAGGAAAAACUUCAUCAGAUGUAUCCAUCGACUGAGGACACGGACUCAGCCACAGUUCAGAACUAUGUCUCCACUGCAGAAUUUCACCAGCUCUACAGGUACACAGCUGAGUUGGGGAAAGAAUUAAAUAACACUAAUGAAAAACUCGGGAGAAAUAUAAAAAGCACGCAACGACUGAAGGAUACUUUUGUCAAGAUGGCACAGUGA